GACUAAACCGCCUCUUCUUGCGUCUACCUCGACUCUCCCUCCAAAAUUGAACAUUCUCAUCAUACUCAAACCAUCAACCUAAACUCACUAUGAAAAUGACUUCCACCCUCCACAGAACGACCCUCAACUUUCUGGAAGUCUUUGAAACGCUGAGCUUGGAAAAGUUCCUUUCCGUGCUAACCCCUGACGCGGAAUACAUAAUCGCCCCGGCCUCAUCCUCUAUGCCGGUCCUCAAAGUCGGCGAUAAUUUCGCCGAGCAUGUCAGGGGCCUCAACUCCAUUCUUGACGGAUUCCCGAUGUUCCCGAAGGAGAUCUUGGAGAAUGAAGAGAAAGGACAGGUGACGAUUUGGGCGACUAGUUUGGCGGGGUUCAAGGACGAAGUGAAGGACUCCGGACUGUCGGAAGAGGAAUGGGCUUACAGAGGGGAGUAUAUAAUUAUUGUGACGAUGGAUGAGACUCGGGAGAAGAUUGUGCGAGUCGUGGAGUUCAUGGAUAGCAGGUUGACAGAGAGACUCAAGGUGUUGUUUUCAAGGGCAAAGAAGAAUUUGGAUAAAAUUAAGGCGGAGGAGAAAGAGCAAGUGGGUGACCGUUGA
This is a messenger RNA of Aspergillus steynii IBT 23096, 593 nucleotides long. Its product is annotated as nuclear transport factor 2 family protein. The transcript has a single exon. Lineage: Eukaryota; Fungi; Ascomycota; Eurotiomycetes; Eurotiales; Aspergillaceae. The coding region runs from base 90 to 593 and encodes 167 amino acids. The record is from RefSeq and is a predicted model, not a curated record.